Amaranthus tricolor (Joseph's coat) is the source of this 1558-nucleotide messenger RNA. RefSeq names its product glyceraldehyde-3-phosphate dehydrogenase, cytosolic-like. The record is from RefSeq and is a predicted model, not a curated record. Bases 290 to 1315 code for a protein of 341 amino acids. Lineage: Eukaryota; Viridiplantae; Streptophyta; Magnoliopsida; Caryophyllales; Amaranthaceae. The transcript has 12 exons. Gene Ontology annotation, molecular function: NADP binding; oxidoreductase activity, acting on the aldehyde or oxo group of donors, NAD or NADP as acceptor; NAD binding. Gene Ontology annotation, biological process: glucose metabolic process.
ACGGAAUAAUUUUCUAGAAGUACUUCUAAAAGUUCUAGAAUAACCAAAUGAAUUUCUUUCUUUUGUUCCAAGAAAGACAUAUCCAACUUGCCAAUCAAGACUUGUUGCCUCUUGGAAUUGACAAAAAAGCAGUUUUCAAAAUAAUAAACCAUUCGAAAACCCCCAACAAUUCCUUAUUAAUACACCCAUUAUAACUUUUCUUCCUUCAUAGUCUUCUUCAAAUCAAUAAUCAUUCUCUAAAAGUUUCCUUUCUACAUCUCUCUAUCUCUUAUUUUUGUCCCUUAAUAUUAUGGCUUCUGACAAGAAAAUUAAGAUUGGAAUCAAUGGCUUUGGAAGAAUUGGUAGAUUGGUAGCAAGGAUUGCUCUUCAAAGGAAUGAUGUUGAGCUUGUUGCUAUUAAUGAUCCUUUUAUUUCUACUGAUUAUAUGACUUACAUGUUCAAGUAUGAUACUGUCCAUGGACAAUGGAAGCACCAUGAAGUUAAGGUCCAGGAUUCAAAGACUCUUCUUUUUGGUGACAAAUCUGUUGCUGUCUUUGCCUCAAGGAAUCCAGAGGAGAUCCCAUGGGGUGAGACUGGAGCUGAAUUUGUUGUUGAAUCUACUGGUGUUUUCACUGACAAAGACAAAGCUGCUGCUCACUUGAAGGGUGGAGCUAAGAAAGUGGUAAUUUCAGCUCCUAGCAAAGAUGCACCAAUGUUUGUUGUUGGUGUUAAUGAGAAGGAAUACAAACCCGAAAUCGACAUUGUUUCUAAUGCUAGCUGCACUACUAAUUGCCUUGCUCCCUUGGCCAAGGUUAUCAAUGAUAGAUUUGGCAUCGUUGAGGGACUUAUGACUACUGUCCACUCCAUCACCGCUACACAAAAAACUGUUGAUGGACCAUCUAGCAAAGACUGGAGAGGAGGAAGAGCUGCCUCAUUCAACAUCAUUCCUAGCAGCACUGGGGCUGCUAAGGCCGUAGGAAAGGUGCUUCCAUCUUUGAACGGCAAGCUAACCGGAAUGUCAUUCCGUGUUCCAACUGUUGAUGUUUCGGUUGUUGAUCUAACUGUUAGGCUCGAGAAGGAAGCUUCAUAUGAGGAAAUUAAAGAUGCUAUCAAGGAGGAAUCCGAGGGCAAUCUCAAAGGCAUUUUGGGCUACACAGAAGACGAUGUUGUAUCUACAGAUUUUCUUGGUGACAGCAGGUCAAGCAUCUUUGAUGCAAAAGCUGGUAUUGCUUUGAAUAAGAACUUCGUGAAGUUGGUUUCUUGGUAUGACAAUGAAUGGGGAUACAGUUCUAGGGUGAUCGACUUGAUCGUGUACAUGGCUUCAGUCCAAGCUUGAUCGUGCUAUAAGAACUUCGCCUCUUUGAAGACAAAAUGAGUUUGCAAUCUGUAGUUUUCCGGUUGAUACUGUUUAAAAGCUUAGAUUUUGUAUGAAGUGCUAAAUAAAUUUGAGGGGUAUACCUGUUUUUUACCCUUGAAGAUGUUUUGAUGGAUUCUUAUUUCACAUAUCUUACAUAUGUUUUGAUGGAAGUUGUUUAUGGACGAGUUUUGUUAUAUGCUAAUUCAGUAUUAAUUUUGUUCA